GCAUUACAAAGUCUGAUUUGCAUUCGUCAUCAGCUGUUGACAGCUGACAACUCACGCAGCGAAAAGAAAACGAAUUCCGAUUUUGACCAACAAAAAUUCGGCUAAUCUUGCGGUGCCAAUCUAUUAACUAGCGAUAUCCUGUGAUGGCCGGAUACAGUGAAGAACAAUUCUGGGCAAACCAAAACAAUCAAUCGACGGCAUACGAUGGAUUUGGAGAUCAGUCGCAGAAUUUCGAAUUCCAGUCAUUCGAUCAAAAUGCCAGCUUUUUCCCGCCGAACGCAUAUCCUUCGCCACAACAACAGCAAGCUUACGGCCAGCCGUCGAUUUUCACCCCAGAGAUUCCGUCCGCUGGAAUGAGUCAAGCUUUCGGCGUUCCGGGCGACAUUCCAGGUGCUGCAGGAGUAGAACCCAGUGAAUUUGAUGAACCUCCACUUCUGGAUGAACUGGAAAUCUAUCCACAGCGUAUCAUGGACAAGUCGAUGGCAGUGUUGAAUCCUUUUCACAAGCAAGGCCUCGUAGACAAUCCUGAGUAUUUCUUCAAAGAAACAGACCUCGCGGGACCGAUCGCAUUUUGUCUGACGUUAGCUGCUUGCCUGUUCGUGUCCGGAAGCAAAGCCCAGUUCGGCUACAUUUACGGUCUCUGCAUCAUCUCCGUUGUGGUGAUGUACGUUCUCAUAACUUUGAUGUGUAAUUCGACGGAGAACUAUGUCACGAUAACGGCCGUGGCCAGCAUUCUAGGUUACAGUAUUUUACCGAUCGUUUGGCUCUCAAUCGUUGGGGUCUUCUUUGCUUUAAAUUCGACGUUCGGAAUUAUACUCGCAGCUUGUGCCAUCUUCCUUGCAACCAUGAGCUGCAGUCGUAUCUUCUGCAUUAUGACCGGCGAUCAAAAUCAGCGCUAUUUGAUUGCUUACCCAUGCGCUUUAGUUUAUAUUAUUUUUACGCUUUUAGUGCUGUUCUGAGGAGGCAAAUGUAUGUAUUUCUUUUUGUCCUACCCAGUAAAAUGAUCUAAUAAAAGAAUUACAAUUACUAAUUUUCGUAA
Messenger RNA from Aedes aegypti (yellow fever mosquito), 1039 nucleotides. RefSeq names its product protein YIPF5 homolog. NCBI's taxonomy places the organism in Eukaryota, Metazoa, Arthropoda, Insecta, Diptera, Culicidae. Gene Ontology annotation, biological process: endoplasmic reticulum to Golgi vesicle-mediated transport; vesicle fusion with Golgi apparatus. Bases 144 to 959 code for a protein of 271 amino acids. The transcript is spliced from 3 exons. Gene Ontology annotation, cellular component: trans-Golgi network. The record is from RefSeq and is a predicted model, not a curated record.